Molecule: messenger RNA, 1289 nt
Organism: Monosiga brevicollis MX1
Lineage: Eukaryota; Choanoflagellata; Craspedida; Salpingoecidae
Exons: 10
Coding region: 36-1172 (378 amino acids)
Cellular component (GO): endoplasmic reticulum
Molecular function (GO): protein disulfide isomerase activity
Source: RefSeq, a predicted model, not a curated record
GGAUUGCGGCCAGCAUUAGUUGACCACCGCUCAUCAUGUUGCUUCAAUCGGCGGCGGGCUGGAGCCUCGCUCUCGUGGCCCUCGUGGCCUUGACGUCGCUGCGGGCGGUCAACGCGGAGGAGGCGGUUGCGCAGCAAGUCAAUGCCGAGGAAUUUGAGACGCUGCGCCAGCAGACAGCGCUCUUUGUCAAGUUUUAUGCGCCCUGGUGCGGUCACUGCAAGCAGUUGGCGCCGACUUGGGACAAGCUCAAUGGCCUCAUUCCUGAUGAUUUGGCUGUCAACGUGGUCAAAGUGGAUUGUACUCAACACGGCAGUAACAAGCCUCUGAUUGCGCGCGUGAGCUCAAAGGACGACCUUGCCACCCGCCUGGUCGCGGCCAAGACAACGCCUUUUGUGCUGUUCGUGCAAGACAAAGCACCUGCCACGGCCCUCGAACGCGCUGCCGGUGAUAUGCUGCCCAACGUGGCCUGCGCUGUGGCCACGCCUGCUGUUGUUGCGGAUGCGGGCCUGUCGCUGACGCCCGGCAUUUAUCUCUGCAAGGAUGAGGAAACCUUGACUUACACCGGUGAACCCGAGAAUCUGGCAGACUGGGCUUUGUUGCACCGUUUCCCGCGCGUCUUUGAGUUCAACUCGCAGAAUGCACGUGGUUUUUAUGGAAACAAGAAUCCGCCCAGCGUGGCCGUGCUCCUGGUGGAAGACGCCGAUUCCACAGGGGCCGCGCAGGCUUUGAAGCUGGCCAACGUCAUUGAGGACCAACAAUUUGCUUUCAUGCAACCCAAAAUGAUCCCCUUUCUCGUGAACAAAAUCUGGCAGGCAGACACAAACCAGCUGCCCAUUUUGGUGGUUCAUGAUCAAGCAAACAUGGUCUUCUUCAUGUAUGACGGCGAUGUUGCUGAUACGGCGGCCGUUCAAGCUUUCUUGGCCGACGUCAAGGCUGGCAAGGUUGAGGGCAGCAGCAUCAAUUCAAGUAGCCGCUUUUUGGAAAAGCAACUGCAGUCCAUCAUGGCCGGUUUUGUGUACCUCCGGGACGAGCAACCCAUCUUGAUGGGUGUGACCCUAUUCUGUGCCAUGUGCGCCAUGAUCGUUGCCUUUCAGGCCCUGUUCCGUGAGGACAAGGCUCAAGCCAAGGUGGAACAAGCCGCCAAGUCGGCUCAGAGCAAGAAGGCCGACUAGAGAGCAGAAGUCGGUGCCCAGGGAAGGAGUGAAGUUCAAGGAUUUGUUGCAGAGGCACCGGUGGUACCGGUGCUGAUACUUUCGCUUCCCUACACAUCAAUCCAUCCAGAUACCUUC